Molecule: messenger RNA, 586 nt
Organism: Racocetra fulgida
Lineage: Eukaryota; Fungi; Glomeromycota; Glomeromycetes; Diversisporales; Gigasporaceae
Source: the annotation of a GenBank genome assembly
AUGCCAGGUUCAAACAGAACAGGUUACGAGGAUCGUGUAACUCGACCAUUGAGGGACUCGGUUUCUUCAUCGGCAGUAGAACCCUCAGCUCCCUCAAUUACAUCAGAACCACAAGCGCCUUCAACACUCAAAACUAAUUCUGCUCAAAAAAAUAAAAGAAUGACAUUAUUCCCUUUAUUUAUGUUAUUUGUUGAUGUCGGUUUACCACUCCUCCUAUAUUUUAUUCUUUCAAAAUACAUACCCACUAUUUGGGCACUAAUCAUAUCAGGUAUCCCACCUAUUGUUUCUGUUAUCCUUAAUUUUAUCAUUCGAAAACAAGUCAACGCCAUAGGAAUACUCAGUAUAGUCGGUUUCAUUGCUGGUACUAUAUUAUCUGUGCUCCAAAAUGAUCCAAAGCUAUACUUAUUACGAGAAUCAUUUAUCACUGGUGUAGUUGGUUUAGUAUUUAUUGUCACUUUAAUUCCGAUAAAAAUCGGCUCCUUCCAAAUGCGUCCCUUAAUUUAUUAUAAUAGUAAAAAUCUCGGAAUGGGUAAUCUUAAAGGCAUAACUGAUGAAGCUGUUUAUAUUGGAAAUAUUGUUAUUUAUA